CUGUCCUUCCUCAGCAGACCGCCACCUGAGUACAGUGGAAGCGAGCAGUCGUGCCGCAAGUGCGACAAAGUAUUCAACAUCGUCUUUGCACACUCAUGCAAGUGCAACCACUGUGGAUACCUGUACUGCCAUUCAUGCAUGGACUUCCAGGCGCUGAUGCCCCACAGGGGCAACGGGCCAGGCUUUGAUGUCACCUCCGUGUGUGGGUUCUGCAUUGACAACCUGAUGAUCACUGCAGGCAGAAAGAGCUAUUUGCGAGAGCUCCGACCUUCAAAACUCAAGAAAUAUGUGGGCGACUAUAACAUCAAGAUCAGUGGGGUUGUUGAGAAGGAUGAUCUGAUCGAUGCGAUCAUUGCAGCGAGG
Messenger RNA from Laetiporus sulphureus 93-53, 363 nucleotides. RefSeq lists its product as uncharacterized. NCBI's taxonomy places the organism in Eukaryota, Fungi, Basidiomycota, Agaricomycetes, Polyporales, Laetiporaceae. The transcript is spliced from 3 exons. The record is from RefSeq and is a predicted model, not a curated record. Gene Ontology annotation, molecular function: metal ion binding. The annotation marks the transcript as partial.